AUGACCAACAUCUUUUCUGGGGACGAUCCCCUCUCUUUCAUAACGGGACGCAACAUCUUUCGAGUGUUUGCCGACUUGGAGAAGACCCAAGAUGAUGCCUGGCGUGAAUAUGUUGCCAAGGUGAAACAGGAGUUCAGCAACUGGGUCCAAGAACUCCACGCUAUAUACCCACAGGAUCAUUUCGAACCAUUGAGGGAGACAGCGAAGAAGAAGGGGCACGACCGAAUGCUUCACGCUCUUCGGUCCGAGCCGUCCGAGACCGAGCUGGACAUUGCGAACCUAGCUCUCCAUCACCUAAGGGGAGACCAGCAGGCAUCGCUUGUCCAUCGACCUGACCACACAGUUGAUUUAAGGGUGGCCCGUCCGCAUACCCAUGCACGUUCGAGCACCAUCGACCCCGAGACGCGGCGUUCCACGUCAAGUACAAGCCUUGCCCUGGUGGGUCAUGGACAUGGAAGCGGUAUCUACAUCAGCGAUAGCGAUGAGGACGAUGACCUACAAUCUUCGCCCGAGAGCGAAUCUGGUAGCGUUUUCCCGGAUCACGUCACCAAGGAAGAGGUGAAGCUCAACGGGGAGUUCGCCUUGGGAUGGCCGUACAAGCAAGGCAAGAUCUUCGUGCUGAGAUGUCGUAUUUGUCCCGAGAAGUAUUUAAGCUACAUGCUCGACGCGGACCUGUUUUGGGCUAUGGAAAAUAAUGACCAGAUCGUACCGCGGACGAAGCUAGCGGAACAUGCCAAUCCCAGAUGUCCACCCAAUCUGGCUGCAACUAUCCACGCGAUACCUCAGGCUCCACCCACAACAACACGGAAACCUUCACGCUUCUUGGCAUCGCUUCGUCCCAGCCCCAGACCUGUCGACAGAGCCGCCAGAGAGUCUAUUGUUGCUGCCAGAAGCUCUGCUGCCGGCGAAGAGCCCUUCAGCCUCAAGCCUGUUGUCGUGCAGCUACCGUCGCCGCAAACACCAAACGCCCCGUCCAGUGUACACGUGGCCCCAGUGCGCUUCAGUUCAGAUCAUGCACCACCCACUAAUAACCCUCGCGAUCUCGGUGAAUCCAAGCACGACUACGCCAACCGCCAGCUCAACUCGUCGAACAUAUUUGUGGCAAAAAGAACACCUAGAAGCACGUAUCAGGCCGAGAGUGCGAGGUAG
This is a messenger RNA of Anthostomella pinea, 1149 nucleotides long. Lineage: Eukaryota; Fungi; Ascomycota; Sordariomycetes; Xylariales; Xylariaceae. The record is from the annotation of a GenBank genome assembly.